Lycium ferocissimum is the source of this 498-nucleotide messenger RNA. Its product is annotated as protein FAR1-RELATED SEQUENCE 11-like. The coding region runs from base 1 to 498 and encodes 165 amino acids. Gene Ontology annotation, biological process: regulation of DNA-templated transcription. The transcript has 2 exons. The record is from RefSeq and is a predicted model, not a curated record. NCBI's taxonomy places the organism in Eukaryota, Viridiplantae, Streptophyta, Magnoliopsida, Solanales, Solanaceae.
AUGAGUUUAAUAAGAAAGGUGCUUGAAUUAGAAAAGGGAGUAGAUCCAGGCCAAUUGCCUUUUACAGAAAAAGAUAUAAGGAACUUUGUUCAAUCAGAAAGUUCUACAAAUAUUGAAAGCGAUGCACUAGAGCUAUUAAAAAUGUGCAAGAAUUUGAAAGACAAAGAUGAUGAUUUUCAAUAUGAUUUUACAGUUGAUGCAUGUCAAAGACUUGAACAUAUCAUUUGGGCAUUUGGAGACUCCAUUCGAGCUUAUGAAAUUUUUGGAGAUGUAGUUGUUUUUUAUACUACUUACCGAUUGAAUCGUUAUGAGAUGCCACUAGGAAUUUGGAUUGGUGCGGACAAUCAUGGCAAUUCUAUUUUCUUUGGUUGUGUUCUCUUGCGAAAUGAGAAAGCAUCUUCCUUUUCAUGGGCAUUAAAGCUUUAUGAAUGGAAAGCAUCCACAAACUAUGCUAACAACUCUAGCUUUAUGGCUAAUGUAUAUUCUCCAAGAUCUUGA